Molecule: messenger RNA, 564 nt
Organism: Symbiodinium necroappetens
Lineage: Eukaryota; Dinophyceae; Suessiales; Symbiodiniaceae
Source: the annotation of a GenBank genome assembly
GACUACGAAUGUGUUCUGCUGAUCAACUCGAUAGGCUUCGCGGUGAAGCCCGAGAUCACCCAGCUGGUGGACCUGAAAGACUUGGAGGAGUCCCCGGAGCUUCCGGGAGUUCCGCCCUUGAGGGCUUGCCUUGAGAGGGCCCUGCCCAAGGCAGAGAAGAAGGUUCUUAGUCGUCACAAGGGCAUCAAGGGGUACCAGUGUGCUCAGUUGAUCAACGACUUCAGCAUGGCUCUGGCUGAGGGCGCUCUGGCUGAGCAUGCCGCGGAUGUGAUUGUGGAUUGGGGUGGCGCCAGUUUCAAGGUCUUCCUGAAGGGCCGGAAGAUCGGGUCAGAGCGCAUGGAUGCCAACGAACUCCUCUGCAGCAGCGGGGAGCUGGACAAGAAGCGUCUACAGGAGCUGAUCCAGCAGAUCGAGACGAAAGUAAACAAGCUCCUUGAGCAGGAAGCUCUGCCAAGCGAGUGCAAGGUGCUGAUUGCGCAGACAGGCCGGGCUCGCGAGCUAUAUUACCGCAACCUGCAGGCCAGUGAGAGCCAGGUCGGCCAAAAGCGCAAACUCCAGGAGUAG